AAAAUGGAAGAAGCCAAAAGCCAAAGUUUGGAGGAAGACUUUGAAGGGCAGGCCACACACACAGGGCCCAAAGGAGUAAUAAAUGAUUGGAGGAAGUUUAAAUUAGAGAGUGAAGAUAGUGAUUCAUUCCCACCUAGCAAGAAGGAGAUUCUCAGACAAAUGUCUUCUCCUCAAAGUAGAGAUGACAAAGACUCAAAAGAAAGAUUCAGCAGAAAGAUGAGCAUUCAAGAAUAUGAACUUGUUCACCGAGACAAAGAAGAUGAAAACUGCCUUCGUAAAUAUCGUAGACAGUGUAUGCAGGAUAUGCACCAGAAGCUGAGUUUUGGUCCUAGAUAUGGAUUUGUGUACGAGCUGGAAUCUGGGGAGCAAUUCCUGGAAACCAUUGAAAAGGAGCAGAAAAUCACCACAAUCAUUGUUCACAUUUAUGAAGACGGUAUUAAGGGCUGUGACGCUCUAAACAGUAGCUUAACAUGCCUUGCAGCCGAAUAUCCUAUGGUCAAAUUUUGUAAAAUAAAAGCUUCUAAUACAGGUGCUGGGGACCGCUUUUCCUCAGAUGUGCUCCCCACACUGCUCGUCUACAAAGGUGGGGAACUCCUAAGCAAUUUUAUUAGUGUUACUGAACAGUUUGCUGAAGAAUUUUUUACUGGGGAUGUGGAGUCUUUCCUAAAUGAAUAUGGAUUAUUACCUGAAAGAGAGGUGCAUGUCUUAGAGCAGACCAACAUGGAAGAAGAUAUGGAAUAAAGAUUCACUAUGUCAAUAUCUCCAAUUUCUCCUUUAAGCAGUGAACAUUG
Molecule: messenger RNA, 791 nt
Organism: Camelus dromedarius (Arabian camel)
Lineage: Eukaryota; Metazoa; Chordata; Mammalia; Artiodactyla; Camelidae
Gene: PDC
Product: phosducin
Exons: 3
Coding region: 4-741 (245 amino acids)
Biological process (GO): regulation of G protein-coupled receptor signaling pathway
Cellular component (GO): photoreceptor outer segment
Source: RefSeq, a predicted model, not a curated record